Molecule: messenger RNA, 252 nt
Organism: Caenorhabditis elegans
Lineage: Eukaryota; Metazoa; Nematoda; Chromadorea; Rhabditida; Rhabditidae
Gene: T25G12.11
Product: Calcium uniporter protein
Exons: 1
Coding region: 1-252 (83 amino acids)
Source: RefSeq, marked reviewed
AUGGCAAUUGCUCUCCAAAUAAUCAUCAUGAUGAUUAUCACGUGCUUUCUGAUUCACUCCGCAUACACCAUCGGUCGUGCUCUCAUCCCACCCAUGGUGACCCGACUUCGACGCAUCCGCAGCCGCCGCUAUUACUUCAACAAGGAUAUAGCCCGUUCGCUAGACCGCUCGAUGGAGGAACGAUUUGGAAUCGCCCGCGUAAUUUCUGAUUCUGUGCCGGCACCGGAGCCGAUCUGGAUCAAUUACAAAUGA